Messenger RNA from Penicillium pulvis, 1632 nucleotides. RefSeq lists its product as uncharacterized. Bases 1 to 1632 code for a protein of 543 amino acids. The transcript has 3 exons. Lineage: Eukaryota; Fungi; Ascomycota; Eurotiomycetes; Eurotiales; Aspergillaceae. The record is from RefSeq and is a predicted model, not a curated record.
AUGGCUACCAGACAGUAUUGUGACUGGUACAUGCCCAGCGGCUCCCAUGCCUUCAAGUCCGCCGAAGUAGCCUUCCAAGAGGCUUGCGAGAUUUUUGAAAAAGAAGCCACUAAUGAUCCGAAAAAGAAAUGUCGCCUAGAAUGCAUCAAAGCAACGAAAUUGAAUGAUCUUAUUCAAACAGUCAAUCAGGCGAGACAACACUAUACUCAAGACCGGUCGCAUUCGAAGAUAAGGAGGUAUCUCGAGCAUGUUACGGAACGCAUACACCAUUACGGCAAUAUCAUGGAUGUUCUUGUGCAACAACAUCCGGAAUAUGUCUGUUUGGCUUGGGGAACAAUGAAAUUAUUAGUUGGAGCCGUUGUAGAGCACAAGAAGAUGGGCUCAAUAAUCACGAACAGUCUACUUGACAUCGCGGAUGCUCUCCCUCGGGUGAAGCUAGUCUCUGUGCUAUAUCCAACCAAAUCUCUCCAAAGAAUGGUCGCGAUACUUUAUGCUUGCAUAAUCAAGUUUUUAAUCAGAGCUCUCAGAUGGUACGAAGAAGGAUCUUGGAAACGAGCCUUGCACGUCGUGACAAAGCCUAUUGGUCUCCAAUACGAUGACAUUCUCGAGGAGAUAUCUCACGCCACUAGUAAUAUAAUGGCGGAAGCAACAGCCGGGAGUCAAGCCGAGCAGCGCGAUAUGCACAACGAACUUAUUGCGAUUCGGAACGCAGUUGAGGUGACAAGCGGAGUGAGCAGUGCUGAACAGAGAGACCAGCGACAGAUGUUGAAAGAGCUUUUGGGUUUAAUUUCGGGAUUAAAGAUUGAUAUCAAUACUGGGCACGUCGUUGCCCAGACCGAACGAUCACAAAUUUAUCGAUCAGUCUGCGAUAUUAAGUCUACUCAAGCUCUUCAUGUUCUGUCAUCUCAAUGUCUCAUUGAUUAUGAAGCGAGCCUACAGGCAUCGAAAAGUCAACGUGAUCGACGAAGAGCGUUCAAAUCAACGCCAUUUUGGAAGUCUCGCGAUCUUCAAGAUUGGAAUCAGUCGCCGACAUCUUCCUUCUUUAUACUAAGAGUCCGCAUUGCCGACAGACAGUCUGUCCAAGACUUUAGCACCAAUGUAAUUCAACAGCUUUUGCAGGCUGGACUAGCUAGCCUCUGGAUUCUUAAACCCCGUGAUGAAACACAUUCAUCUAUCGACGCUCUGAAAAGCCUUAUUUACCAAGCUGCAAUUUCUGUCAACAAGCUCAGAAGGGAAAAUGACCAGCCACUGGAUGUCAAUCGCUUCCUUCAUGCGCAUUCCGAGAAGGAACACGUUCAGUUACUUGCCGAUGUCCUCUGCUCGCUCAAAGUGGUAUACUUUAUCAUACAGUCCAGCGCUAUAGAGUCAGACUAUAUUCCACACUUUGUGUCCUGCCUUCGGAAGGUAAUACAACGAGUUGCUGAACAAGGAGCCGCGACUAUACUGCGAGUUCUGGUGAUUCACUGGAGCCCUGGACGCAACUUUGGCGAAACAGAGUCACUCGAUGACCAUCGAUCUAGACUCCAACCACUAAGGGUACCCAAAGGCAAAAAGGCUCGAACUCCAAAUAGGCCAUUUUUGACCACAGAAGGACAUCGUCCUCGUCUUGAUAGACUAAGGAAACCGAUGUGA